Anopheles nili is the source of this 4845-nucleotide messenger RNA. RefSeq names its product potassium voltage-gated channel subfamily H member 6 (gene sei). The record is from RefSeq and is a predicted model, not a curated record. NCBI's taxonomy places the organism in Eukaryota, Metazoa, Arthropoda, Insecta, Diptera, Culicidae. The coding region runs from base 1 to 3771 and encodes 1256 amino acids. The transcript is spliced from 25 exons. Gene Ontology annotation, molecular function: inward rectifier potassium channel activity. Gene Ontology annotation, cellular component: membrane. Gene Ontology annotation, biological process: membrane repolarization during action potential; potassium ion transmembrane transport.
AUGCCUGUACGGAGGGGUCACGUCGCACCAAAAACGACUCUAAUCGAAACGAUUAUUCGAAAAUUUGAUACACACAAUCGGAGUUUUUUAGUAGCAAACGCACAACCAGAAUCAUGCCAUAUAAUAUUUUGUUCAGAUGGGUUUUGCAAAAUGACGGGAUUUACUAGAGCGGAAGUAAUGCAGCGAUCCGCAUGCACAGAUUUUCUGCAAGGCCAAAUGACCUCCGUUGGCGUAAUGGAAUCUAUAAAGGAAGCACUGAGAAAAGGCGAAGAGAAGCAUUUUGAAAUUCUUUACUACAGGAAAGAUGGUUCCAAGUUUCUGUGCUCGGAAGUGAUUGCUCCCAUACGUUCCGAAGUCGACGACAUCUCGUUAUUUAUCAUCAAUUUUGAGGAUCUAUCGAACCCAUCAAACCCCGAGCCAAUAGAACAAGUAAAGUUGAGCAAAUUUGACAAAGCGCGAGCUAGCUUUCGACAAUCAUUUAGAAUUGGCCAUAUAGCGUUGCGCGAUCGGGGCCUACGCUUGGCGGGAUAUCUUACACCUCCCUCCGAUGCCACCCAAGAGGAAGACGAAAUUAUUGCACCAAAGCAUACAUUCGAAAGCGAUCCCGAAAAUCAGAAAACGGUCCUCAAAGUAGAAGCAAACAUAUGGGCUCCCAUGUCAACACCAGCCCUAACAAGGACGAAAGAGCUGGAUUGUCUUCCUCGUGCAGCGGAUAUCGACACACUCAGCGGGCCAGGAGAAAUCGUAAUCACAGCUCCUGAUCCAAUAGUGCGUGUUACAACAAGACAUGAUGGUGGUGUGGAUCAAAGCCCUAAUUCGAAGCCCGAAUUUGUGCAAACAAAAAGCUUAGACUUUGAAGCGCAAUUGAAACAUGUGGAAAGCGCUAAGCUUAUACGCUGUUACGAAAAUAUCCAUUCUCAAGCAAACCGUGGAUUCGUAGAAAAACGUGCUCAUACGGUAGACGAUUUUAUGCGAGGUCCUGUGAACCAUAAUGCAAGAUUGUACUUUCCGUACGUUUCAUCAGAAAGUGACCUACAGCGGUACAAGACUAUUCCCGUGAAGCAAACUGCGGCUCAGGAUGCGAGGACUAGUUCAUCACUUUCAAAUGUGCCUUCAGACUCGCUAAAAGCUAAGGACAAUGGCUCGGGAAAAUAUUUCCAAGGUACGCGGCAGACCAUUAACAUGGGCGAAAAGGUGGCUCAGGUUUUAUCGCUGGGCGCCGAUGUUCUACCGGAGUACAAACUGCAGAGUCCGCGUGUUCACAAAUGGACGAUACUGCACUAUUCACCCUUCAAGGCGGUCUGGGAUUGGAUAAUCCUGUUGUUAGUUAUGUACACGGCAAUAUUUACACCGUACGUGGCGGCGUUUCUGCUCAGCGAGCCGGACUAUAAUCAGCGGAAGAACCGAAAAUAUGCCGACGAUCCGAUUGUGAUAAUUGAUUUAAUUGUUGAUGUGACCUUCGUUGUUGAUAUACUGAUAAACUUUCGCACAACGUUCGUUAACGGGCAGGACGAGGUGGUUUCUCAUCCGGGACGGAUCGCCGUGCACUACCUGAGCGGGUGGUUUCUGAUCGAUCUGGUCGCGGCCAUACCAUUCGAUUUACUUCUCGUGGGCAGUGACACGGAUGAGCUUGGCUUGGACAAAGAUGAGACAACCACGUUGAUCGGACUGUUGAAAACAGCAAGACUGCUUCGGUUGGUUCGAGUGGCUCGAAAGAUCGACCGAUACUCCGAGUAUGGUGCGGCCGUGCUUGUUCUCUUGAUGGCAACAUUCGCCUUAAUCGCCCACUGGUUAGCCUGCAUAUGGUACGCUAUUGGAAAUGCGGAGCGGCCGCUUCUGAAAGCAAAAAUAGGAUGGCUCGACGCACUGGCACAGGACACUCAGGAGUAUUAUUUCCCCAACAACACCGGCGGAGGUCCUUCUGUUAAGUCCCGUUACGUGACUGCCCUUUAUUUCACCUUCACAUCGCUGACAUCGGUUGGAUUCGGAAAUGUGGCACCAAACACGGAUGCCGAAAAAAUAUUCACCAUAUGUGUCAUGCUGGUUGGGUCACUUAUGUACGCCAGCAUCUUUGGAAACGUUUCCGCCAUCAUACAGCGGCUUUACUCAGGAACGGCAAGAUACCACACUCAGAUGCUACGGGUGCGAGAGUUUAUACGUUUCCAUCAGAUACCGAAUCCUUUGAGACAACGUUUGGAGGAGUAUUUCCAACAUGCCUGGACGUACACCAAUGGUAUCGAUAUGAAUUCGGUGCUGAAAGGGUUCCCCGAAUGUUUGCAGGCGGACAUAUGCUUACAUUUGAACAGGAACUUAUUGAACAAUUGCUCUGCAUUCGAAGCAGCCAGCCCCGGUUGCUUAAGGGCACUUUCGCUUAAAUUUAAAACCACACAUGCACCCCCGGGUGACAUUUUGGUGCACAAAGGCGACGUCCUGACGUACCUUUACUUCAUUGCCAGAGGGUCAAUUGAAAUUCUCAAAGAUGAUGUGGUUAUGGCGAUUCUAGGCAAAGAUGACAUUUUUGGCGAGAAUCCUUGUAUUCAUUCAACACUGGGGAAAUCAAAUAGUAAUGUUAAAGCACUGACGUAUUGUGAUCUGCAUAAAAUUCAUAGAGAUGACUUGUUAGACGUGUUAGAUUUAUUCCCGGAAUUUUAUGAUAGUUUUGUAAAUAGUUUGGAAAUUACAUAUAAUAUGCGAGAUGAAGAGCAAGCCGGUGUUGAACUAAGACACAGAUACAUGCGCACCGGAUCCCAAGAUCGCGACAGUGAAACAAGAUCGUAUGUUAGAAAACUGAAUACCGUGCACAACAGACCAGCCGGCAAUAAAUGUGAUAUGGCGAACGACCGGAGUUCUAUAGGACAGUUGAGCACCAAUUACGAUGAUGAUCGUAAGUUCUCUCUUUCCGCAUCACCUAACGAAAGUCCAAAAAGUACGCAUAAGCAAACGGUAAUGUCACAUCACAACGAACAUCAUCAGCAUCAUUUGGUGGGAACGGCUAUGAACGCAACGUCGGCGGUCCUUGGUGGAGCUGCGGACACCAUCACCCUAAGUGCGGUCAGCAAUCGUGCCUGUUCAUGUGGUCCAAAGCCGCCGCCAUCGGUGCUGCCCGAAAGGCAGCUGCGGGCAACAGACUGCGGCACGACAAAGACCACACCAGAUGAAGAUGAUAUCUUUCAUCAUUCCGCAACGCAGCACGGCAGCAGCAGUUCGGGAAAAGCGAACAUUGAUUCAACAUUCAAUCAAGGGUUACUCUCAAAUCAGCUAUCCGAGCUAAUGAACAGGGUGGCAAGCCUUGAAACGAGUCUCAAGCAUGACGUUAGAACCAUACUGGAGAUUCUGCAUCAACAGCAACAGCAGCAGAUGCAGCUGCAACAGUUUCAGCAACAACACACUUUAGCGCAGCAGCAGCAGCAGCAACAGCAACAGCAGCAAAUGCAUCAGAUGUACACUGGGAAGACAGCAGCACCGGUUUCUUCGUACCAACCGUCCGAGAGUGAUUUUUCCUUCGACAUGUGUGGAGUGCCCCACCAGGCGCCUCCAUCGCAGCACCAUCGCAUUAAUGUGGCCCGUUCCGUUUCACAGCCCGAGUGCACCGACGAUGAUCGUAGCUUAUUCAAAUGUUCAAAGUUUUCUUCGUUCAACCACCCUAUAGACGAUCCCACACCCGAGGGACAGAAUUGGAACAUGUUUGCUCCUAUCGCUAAACUGGAAUCACUUGAUGAAAUCGAUCAGGAAACCAAACCGUCAUCCAGCCGUCACGAUCCAAUGCAAUAAUUAUGAAGGGCAAUUCGACGACCCCGCUGUUUGGUGGAUUAAACACAAACCAACCAAAAAUAUAUAUAAUAUAUAUUAUAGAUCACAUUUUCACUAUUUCUUUGUUUACGGAACGACACAAAACAAAAUAUAUAAUAUUUGUAUAUAUUUCUUCUACACGUCGAAUGCGCAAGGAAAAAAGUCCAAUAUUAUACCACCUCCACCAGAGACGCCGACGCCGUUGCAUACUGGUCAAAAUAUUGAUAAAGGCUUUUGUCACCCAACAUAAAAAAAACAUGCAAUAUGCAAUCCUUUGUUUCACUCAUUGCCUAAACUACAUGUUCUAUAUCAAGUCUGUCCAAACAAGUUUAACCACGUCCCCGUUUGAUUGUCUUUGUCGAUCAACGGCAAGGUAAUUAAAACCGGCAGUUUGUUCCCUCUUUUCCCGUUAAUUUAUUCGUCAUUCGUUUUUCCUUUCACUAAAUCGCAUUCCAAAAACCUAGGCCCGAAAAGAAAAGGACGAACGAUAAGGUGUAGACGUAGCGAGGGCAAAACGAAAAAAAAAAAGGUAGACGUUGAUCGAUCGAGCUGAUCGAGAAUGGCGGUGGGUGGGUGAAAAAAGGCAUUAGCAAAAAAGGGCUUUCGUUUGUUUGCUGGAUGCAAACCGCUUAGGAAAAUCACAACUAUUAAUGAAUAAAAGUAAACUCACCAGCGCCCGACCUUGUUUCAACACGAGAACUUGUUUGAAUGCCUGUGAAUUCCAAUACGAAAACAAAACAUACAAAAAAAAAGCGAAGAAUAAAGUUACUGCUAAUGAACUGAUUUACUACACCACUCUGCAGCUUUUUCGUUCCAUGGCCAUGGCCCCGAUUAGCCGUGUAUAUCACAAACUGGUGUACGUAUUAUUUCCCAUUAGAAUCACCAUAGAGGUGUGCCCGAUUAGACCGAUGUUGGUCGUUUUGCUUUUGUUCUUUCGCUUUUCCGCAAUGAUAAUACAAACACUCGAUGGCGGCAAUGCCGCGAUGGCUUACUCAUCGGCGGGAAGCGAAAUUGGCUACAUUGGCUUGUACGUCAUCGUUUGUUUCCUUGGUACCU